AUGGGCCAUGCGAAAGCAAAAGCUGGAGCGAACGGAACCGUUGAAAACGGAGCUCCGCGAGGCCGAAAGCGUUCGGGUCCGCGGUUGUGGGUGUUGCCUCUGUGGCUGACGACCGUGGUGGUGCUGACUUUGCUCACCUUCAGGCGAUUCCUCCCAGAUCUCCGAGGCAAGGAAGGAGUACGAAAGCCGCGCUCGGACAUCAGGCCGAAAGAAAGUGUUGAGCUCCUUUACAAGCUGGGACAUUGGCAUCGUCGUCGACACGAGGAUGUGGAAGCGCUGGUUUCUUUUCACUGGGCCAAAGAGGUGCUCCAACACCAGAUUGGAUCACUCCAUUCUUUGGCCGCUGUGGAAAUCCUUGCCGACAUAGCGGAGACCAUGGACUCGCAAAACAGUCUCUGGGCCAUGGGCGAGAAGUUGGCCGUGUACGAGGAGUGCCUCUCCAUCAUCGAGUCGUUUGACUCUGGAGAGGUCGACCGGCUACUUAGCCGGGUCUCGGAGUUCACCGAACCUCUGAAGAACAUGGGAUUGGGUGCCAUCUCCAUGAACGAUGCAGAGUUGGAGCUCAAGAUCUGGGAGGUUUGCUUGCGGUUUUGCCUGGCUACCGCGUGCACAGAUAGCGUCCGUCACGGAGAGCUUCUCAUUAGAGUUGGUGUCGCUCUUUCUAAGCAAGCCGAGCAGGACUCAGAGCUAAUCAUGCAGUACUACGAGAAGGCAGAGCAGAUUCUCGUUCAACUGCACCGGCAGAACUCGCACUGGUAUGCGAUUCUUGUGCACAAUAUGGGAGUGGUCUUUGGGCAGCAAGGGGACAGAAAUCGUGAGCUGGCGAGCUAUGAGAAGGCGGUGGCCACUUACCGUGGUCUGAAGAUGACCCACACAGAGACCUUCACGAGCAUAUUGUACGAGCUGGCUUCCAGCAGAACAGACUUCGGGGACAAAGAGGGUGGCCGUGAAGCCUUCCUGGAGGCUGAACGCGUCUUUGUUCAAAACCCGAAGCUGCAAUCCAGAAUGCGCUCGCAUUAUGUCGGUCAAUAUGGCAUCAGUCGUCGUGCAACCGGUGAUCUGGCCGGAGCCAUUCACGCCUUCGAAAUAGCUCUGCAGGUUCAUGAGAAAGCUCAGACGUUGCGUACAGAGAGCGGGCGCUCCGCGAAGCGAAACCUCAAGGAAGCAGAGGAUGUCGUGGCCUCUCUGCCCAAAGAAGACAGAAGGCAAAUUACGAGGCGCAUCGAGGUGCUUCGAUGGCCGAGUGAACCAGAAACAGCUGAGGAGCUUGAGGCGGGGGUCUACCUGCAGCGCGCUGGAAGCUGCAAUGUGCCUCGAUGCAGCUCGCAAGCUGCCCUUGGCGACGGCAUGACCUCCCUGACGGGGCCAAGGCUGCUGGCCCUGCUCUCCUUUUGGCUUCUCGUGGUCCAGCCGGCCGGUCGCCUCAUCCGCCUCGGUGGAACCUUGCCGCUGAACAGUGCCGUCGAGCGAGCAUCCUUGCAGGGCUUGCAGCUGCUGGCCGCCAGACUGAACCAGUCUACUCCCUGGAAUGGCCCCACCAACCUGCCCCUGAAGCUCCACGUACAGGUCGAGGACGAUCAUGGUGACCCUGACAAGGCUGCCGAGAUCUACGCCCGAAUGCUGCGGAACAAGGAGGUCGACUUCCUCUUCGGACUGCACUCCUCGGAGUUGUUCAAGGUUGCAGUUGAUGCCGGUAAUUCUGCGAAUGUGCUGACGCUGAUCAGCGGCGGUCCGCACCUCUUGGGCCCAGCCAUCAGGCCUCAGCUGUACAGCCCCUGGACUUUUUCGCCGGAUGUUCAGGUUCAGGACCAGAUGGCAGGAGUUCUCGAGCUUGUGCAACAUCAAGUGCCUCCUGUGAGUUCUGUGGCCAUGGUAUGGGAUGGAGGGAGUGCCUUCGACAAAGAGAUGUGCACAGGGGCAAGCUCCCAUGCACAGCGCUUGGGCAUGGACGUUCUGGACAACAUGAGCGUCGCAGAGCAGGCCAUCAUGCCACAAAUGCGACAGCUCAAGGCUGCAGGUCCCGACCUGCUGAUAGCCUGUGGCAACUUGCGCAGCGCCGAACAAAUUCUCGUUUCUGCCAGCACUUUGGGCUUCAUUCCGCGUGGGAUCGCUCUCACCGCCGUGUCGACGAGGGAAGCGGUGCGCUCCAUCGGGGCACAUCUCGCGAAUUACGUCUUGAGUCCGCUGACCUGGGAGCCUGUGCCUUCCCAAACCUGCCCUGUCUUUGGUUCUGCACGGGAUUUCGCGGAUGCCUAUCGAUCCAAGUUCGGGGAGGAGCCACUGCCGGCCAGCGCCGCAGCGGCAGCAGGGGGCAUCGCUCUCUUGGCUGCCGUCAAGACUGCGAGCAGCCUGGAGCAAGCUGCCGUGCGCGAGGCACUGCUUGCGCGAGAGCAGCAGACCUGCUAUGGACGACUGGCCUUCAGUAUGGAUGGUCUCAGGCGGAAUCCCAUAACACUGGUGCAACAAGUUCAGCCACUGGAUGAGGACCAACCCAAAAUGGAUCGCUGGACCAGUUCGCAAAUUGUUACGGUCGGUCAGGAGCAGCCACUGGCUGGAUGGCCUUUGCCAACUUGGGCACAGAAGGAAAUCGAUGUGUACCCGUGCAACCCCGGACAAGCCGUGGUCCUGGACAUCGGUGGCAACGCAACGACGUGCGCGGAGUGCCCGGCCGGACGCUUCCGCACACCCCGAUCAGUGGAAUGCGAAGACUGUCAACCGGGAACGUACGGCAUGUUGCCGGGUAUGAGCCAGUGCGAUGUCUGCCCAUCUGGAGCUGCAUGUCCGGGCAACUCCGAGGUGGUCGCCAAACCUGGCUACUAUCAGCUUCCGGCAGCGUCCUUGGAGGGCGCCUUCGUGCCGUGCUACCCGUCGCAGCUGUGCAUCGGUGAGAACCAGUGCGUGGAGGCUCACCACGGUAUCUUGUGCCAGAGCUGCGAGUUCGGAUUCUCGAAGCCCCUCUGGGGCCUAAAGCGCGACAAGUGCUCCAAGUGCCCAAGUCAACGAGUCACCAUUGGAAGCAUCGUGCUGACGAUCAGUGUCUACGUGUUGUACAUCUGGUUGAUUGUGAAGGGAACGAAGUCCGCAUCACAGUCGAUGCGAGCUCUGCCUUCGGUGAUCCUGAAGAUUGGAGUCAACUACAUGCAGUUCGCCGGCACCGCGUUCGAGGCCACGAACUUCAAAGGAAUGGUGUCGGCGGUCUGUGGGGAAGGCUCCGCCAGCUGGAUCUUCCCAGUGGUGGCUCUGCCCGAACGGCUGCAGUAUCCGCUGACCACUUUGAUGAGCUUGGAUUGCAUAUUGCCAGAGGAGAGCGAUGUGCGACCGUAUCAGGUCGAAAUCUUGGUGGGCUUAUUCUUGAUGCCGGCAGCCUUCUUCAUCAUGACGAUCUUCGCGUUUGUGCGGAAGGACUGCAUUGGCCAAAGGCUCAUGCCAUGGCUCCGGCGGCAGCGAGCACGCUACAAAGCAAGGAGGCAAAUGCGUGAAGCGGAGCUCGGCGUCAUCCAGGAAGCUGCGCAGGAGGAGGAGGGUGGCGAGCCAAGCUGUCGAAUCUCUGUCCCGGUCUCUCCGUCCUCGGGUGCAUCGCCAACGCGUCGGGAUGCUCGCACGCCCACGUCUCCCACCUCACCGGCAUCCCUUAGAGGCGAGGACUAUCCGCUCACGCCGAUGUCUGCCUAUGGGGCUUCUCCAGCCUCUCCUUGGCGGCACUGCCGAACGGAGGACUCCGUGGGGGAUCGACCCCGGGAUGCUGCAACCAAGAUCUUGGUCAACUCUGUGGCCAUGCGCUUCAUCAACUCGGUGAUCGUCAUGAGCUUCAUUCUCCAUCCCGUGGUGGUGAGGAUCCUGGUGGUCGGCUUCGAAUGCGAGGAGCUCGACGUCCUUCGCCACAGGCAUGACCUCGGAGUAGAGUGCAAAUCCACCACCCACAUGCAGUGGCUUUGCUUAAGCACCGUGGGCCUUGUUGUCUACGGAAUCGGCGUGCCGGUUGCACUCUUCAUAGCACUCUUCAGAGUUCGGAAGCGCCUCUUCCAUGCGGAAGUUCGAAAGAGAUUCGGCUUCCUGUACAAUGGCUUUGAGCUCAGAUAUUACUAUUUCGAAUCAGUGUACAUGUUCAGGAAGGUGAUGAUCCUUCUCUUUUUCACUGCUCCGACAAUGUACGUGCGAAUGGUUCUCAUGCUCUUCACCUCCUUUGGCUUCAUCUUGCUGCACGUGUAUUCCGGCCCCUUUGACAACCGUAGCUACCUCUGCCUUGAUCGGCUCGAGGCCUUGAACCUGCUGGCGCUGACCGUGACGGUGUCGGCACGCCUCAUCUUCGACAUCCGGCAGGAACUCUCAGGCGAGUUCUUCGAGGACUUCGUGAACCAUUGGACCAUGGACAUCGUCCUGGUGGCAGGGCCUCUGCUGGCCCAUGCAGCCUUCAUCUGGUUUGCGCUCUGGUCUCUCUUCAGGAACACAGUUCUCAAACAUCUGCUCCUCAAGGCCGAGAUCUGGCCCGAGAAGAUGUCCCGCUUGCAGAAGUGCCUGCUCGGUCUCGAAAUCCACAAGCAGAAGGCGGCAUUUGAUGAAGACGAGCGUGGCUUGUGGAUCGACACUAGCUCCCUUAGCAAGCAGGAGCGGCAUUACAUGUUCGUGGCGAUGUGUGACACGCUACAUCGGUACAUGAACAGCAGCAAACGGGUUCACCCUGGUGAUGUCACGGCAGCUAUUCAAGAAGCCCUUAUUCGGUGCCGCCGGGCACGCCGAAAGCGGGCUGUUCGCCUGGAGCAGCUGGACAGGGAGUUUCGGGAACAACGCCAGCAUGGUCGUCGUGGAUGUUUGUCUCGGCUAAUUCGGUGGCAACGGGUUAUGAGCAUUUCCUUAUACGGUGACCGACAGACAGAGUUGCAAGAGCAAGAACCCGGCUGCAUUGAGACUUUGCUGAAGUGGGCAGUGGCAGACACUGGACGCCGUGUUCGUGGUCUCCCACAGAAGGCCUUGCACAUGGAAAUGGAGCAGACUCAUGAGUUUCUGGCGGAGGAAUUCUACGAUGCGCUCCUUCCGGUGUGGCAGGAGAUCACCGAAGGGCGUGGCCCACAGGUGCCUCCGCAGUACGAGGAGGACCGCGGCUUGGUGAGGUCUAUGUCACAGCUGGUGCCUCAAAGACGGGCUUCCUGUGUCGAGGCCUCAGAAGGCAGCGCCAAUCAAGACGCCGAGAAGGAGGACCCGAUCCGGUCUGUCAGCGGCAGCUUGCAUGGGAGCAGCAUGCGCUUGGAAGCACUUCUGGGGAGAACUCAGCCACUGCAGACAGACCGCUCUGAAUCCGGAGGGUUGGAAAGAUUUCUCUGCCGCGCUCGUUCAGGUUGCAGGGUCGAGCUUCCGGAUCUCCUCAGAGCCCACGACGAGCUGAUGGCAGAAAACUUGCAUCUUCGAAGGGAGAACGAGGCGCUUCGUGCACGGCCUACAUCUCCGCAGCAAGUAUCCCCAGGGACUCGUUCGGGAUACGCAAGCCCUACCAAGUCACAUCGGACAGAGGUGUCGCCAUCCGCUCGCAUGCCAAGCCGAUUUGCUUCAGAGGCGAACUCCGAAGAGCCUGACGGCGCACAGGUGCCAGUCCACGCUUCUGUUGACGACGAAGAGGAAGCAGAAAUUCCCGAGGAAGGCUCUGAGAUCAGGCGCUCCUCUUGGAGAGACCAGGCUCCGGCGAGCCCGAGUCUUCUGAAUGCAGCCGCGGCUGCUUUCGUCGCAGCAACGAGCUUGGGCCGCAGCCCGAAGGCACAAACCAGGCCGGAGGAUUCUCGGGGCAAAGAACCAUGGGUCUGUGCGAUGCCCUUGGCAUCCGAAGCGCCACCUGUGCGGAAGGAGGAAUUCAAGGAUGUGCGGCCACCCUCACCGCAGCGCCUGGCGGUGCCCAGCGCGAAGGCAUCAGCACAGGUGCCCAGCAAGGCGCUUCUUCGCCUGCCUGUGCCAUCCGCUGCAGAGCGUGCGCGGUCGAUGUGUGCCGAGGUCAGAAGCAGAAGUCCCAACUCGGCCACGUCUGGGUCACCCUGGCGCAAAGCCAUGCGUCCGACGAAGAACGCUGCAUGGCUCAAGCAGGCGGAGAAGGACUUAUCCAACAGAUCGUCCGUGUCUGGCCGAAUGGUACCUUUCGAAUUUAUGGGUGCUGCCCGGCCUACGAAUCCAGCGGCCUGGCCUCAGGUCGAGUGA
Messenger RNA from Symbiodinium sp. CCMP2456, 6177 nucleotides. NCBI's taxonomy places the organism in Eukaryota, Dinophyceae, Suessiales, Symbiodiniaceae. The record is from the annotation of a GenBank genome assembly.